CCAAAGCCCUAGAAUCGUCACCCAUCUGGCACUAUACACACGCCGGCUCCCUCACUCUCCCUCCUCACUCGUCAACACUGCUACAGAAGAGGGAGAGCUCCAGGUAAAAUUGGUGGAAAUAUUAGCCGCGAGCUGGCCUUCAUUUUGGCUCCCAUUUACGCCGUCGCUCCAAACGACGAACUCAAUCGUCCUGGCCCAAACCUGCCGCCCGCGCGAUCAUGUCGGCCACGGCGCAAUCCAAUACCCUGCCUCGCUCUUCCUCAUCAACACGACGUCCACCUUCUUCCGCGUACGAGUACAACACCUCACCCGCCAAUCCCACCAACAUCGCCGCAACCGUUGACAAUCGCGACCGGCCUCACCGCGCGCACUCGGUUCUCCAUCGCAACGCGCCGCCAUCCUCUCCUCGCCGUUCCAUGUCCGCUUCACGGGCUCCGGCAUCUGCCCACCACAGCCGAAGCCCUUCGGCCAAUCUUGAAAAGGUCGCGCGACAGGAUUUCGAGCAGACAAACCUCCCCGGCCAACAGUCCGCCAGUCCACGUCGGAGCGAGUCGCAGGAUCCUUCGGCAGGCAACACCCCAGCACAUCUUUCCCGCAGUGAAUCAACCCGGCAAUCCUCGGGGCACGGCCGGACACAAUCUCGUUACAAAGACCAGACUACCCCGGCCUCGACCUCGGGUGGUGGAUCCAACUCGAAUCACAGUCAUCAUGCCUCCGAGUCGCGUGCGGCUGCGCCGCCGACUCAACUUCGCCGGCGGACCACCAUCGAUGCUCAGACGGGCCAUUGGGAGCUCGGCAAAACCAUCGGCGCGGGCAGCAUGGGCAAGGUGAAGCUUGCUCGGAACAAAGCGACGGGAGAGCAGGUCGCGGUGAAGAUCGUGCCGCGACAAAGCACAGAAGGCGAGCACCGGACGCAGGCCGACCGGGACCGCGCCGACCGCAGCAAGGAAGUAAGGACUGCGCGGGAGGCCGCCAUUGUGACGCUGGUUGAUCACCCGUACAUUUGCGGUAUGCGGGAUGUGGUACGCACCGGCUACCACUGGUACAUGCUCUUUGAAUACGUCAACGGUGGUCAAAUGUUGGACUACAUCAUCAGUCACGGACGACUAAAGGAGAAGCAGGCGCGGAAAUUCGGCCGGCAGAUUGCGAGCGCGCUUGACUACUGCCAUCGCAACAGCAUUGUCCAUCGUGAUCUCAAGAUUGAAAAUAUCCUGAUCAGCAAUAAUGGUGACAUCAAGAUCAUUGAUUUUGGCCUAUCGAACUUGUUCAGCCCGCGCGAUCAUCUCAAGACGUUUUGUGGCAGCUUAUAUUUCGCUGCGCCGGAACUGUUGCAAGCGAAAGCUUAUACAGGGCCCGAGGUGGAUGUAUGGAGUUUUGGCAUCGUGCUCUACGUCCUGGUCUGUGGCAAGGUUCCGUUUGAUGACCAGAGCAUGCCGCAGCUCCACGCAAAAAUCAAGAAAGGUGUUGUAGAAUACCCGCCGUGGCUCACUCCUGAAUGCCGCGGCUUGAUCGCGCGUAUGCUCAUGACCAAUCCAAGCGAGAGAGCGACAAUGCACGAAAUCAUGAAUCAUCCGUGGAUGACAAAAGGCUUCAGCGGUCCCCCCGAGAAUCAUCUUCCAGAACGGAAACCAGUUCAACUUCCACUGGACCCGGAGGUGGUUGCCAAAAUGACGGGAUUCGAUUUCGGCAACUCAAAGUACAUCACCGAGCAAUUGACAGCCGUAAUCGAGUCCGAGGAUUAUCAGCGUGCAGUUCGUCUGAUGGAGAAGCGAAUGAGUCAACCGAACCCAGAAUCAGAGCAGAAGCGGGGAGUCUUUGGUUUUUACAAACGCCGCGGAUCUACCACGAGCAAAGACACACUCAACACGCCUUCGGUGGAGGCCAUUCAGUCUGGCACUGAUCCGAUAAAUGCCUACUCGCCUUUCCUUUCUGUCUACUACCUAGCUCGCGAGAAAAUCGAGCGCGAGGCUCGUGAGAAGAACCCGGGCGCGUUAGCGCUGCCGCAGUCGCCAGACGAGAAGCCGCUGCAAAUUCCCAGUGUUACAACACCGCCGGUCGCGCAUACCAAUAGUCAGACCUAUGAAAUGGCUGGAGAAAAGCCGACCGGUGGUCGCUCACGACCGCGGGCUCGUACACACGGCGAGGACGAAAUCGCUGAUGGAAUCCAGAACAUUGACGUCAAUGCUGCCCCUUCACCACUCAACGCUAACCCGACAAUCAUCGAGCCGUCCGCUGAGCAGCAGAGUAAGGGUCACAGCCGCAAGGAAAGUACUGCUGCGGGAAUUCUCAGACGGUUUAGCAAGCGCAGCAGCGUGGGUGACCGGCUCAGCCAUCCCCCAGCUGCACUGGCCGCCUACAGCAAGGAUUCAAAUUCUGAAUCUCCACGUAAAAGUAUUGGCCUACUGCGAACCCGUGAUAAUAGUCAGAAUCGAGAAUCUACGGGCACUGCAGCGGGCGACGCAUCUUUCGCCAAACAGGCUGGCCUACUCUCACCGCCCGCGGGUGACGACACACCUCCUGGUUCGUCCGCUGUGGAGCCACAGCAAGCACAAGUCAAACGUCAUGGUUUGGGCCGUUCGGUCAGCGUCAAUUCUAGUGAUAUUCGACGCCGUUUAUCGAGACGUGGUGCAUCUGAAGGUUCUGCUGAGCAACAACAACAGCAGCGGAUCAAUCAACAAGCACGUCCUCAACCAUCAUCCUCCUUGGAGCCUAGCGGCCAGGAUAUCGCCUCGGAUGCCGAGCGUUCAUCUUCACGACCCCAUACAACCAUUGGAAUGGCGAGUCGUGCGCGAUCCAUGGGCCACGGCUCCAGCAAUCAACAUUCACGCAAGGAAAGCCUGCCAUCCUCGGCGAUGCUACGAUCCCAGCAGGGUCGGCCUACUAGCAUGAUCUCUUCCUCCAAGAGGGAAUCCUCUCAGUUCCCUACUUCGACGCUUCCACGGCCACAGGAUGUUCGCGAGGAGACCGAUCAGGAGAUCGAGGAGGAGGAGAUCGGCAGCACUCACGACCGUCGUGGAAGCCGAACUCGCCAAUCCCACAAAACGGGUGAUGCAGACGACUACGACGAAGACGCGCCGUCUAUGAAGCCUGUAUAUCUCAAGGGCCUCUUCAGCUCGAGUACCACCACGUCCCGUCCUUUGCCGGUCAUCCGUGCAGACAUUAUCCGGGUCCUGCGCGAGCUGGAUGUCGAAUUCCGCGAGAUCCGUGGCGGAUUCUCCUGCCGGCACUGGCCCAGUAUCGUUGUGGGCAAUAACAGCCCGGACGAGAAGUCUGUUAAUGCCACCGCUGGUGAGGAUGGAGCCACGCCCCGUUCGCCUCCACAAAGUCCUCCUCACCAGGCAGCCUCCAUCGACGGCAGCACCGGGGGCGGCAGUACCGGCCACCGCCGAAAAAUCUCAUUUGCUGGCUUCCGCGCCAGCACCAGCGCUGACCGUCCUCCCCCGAGCAACACAUCCGCCUCCCAACCGCCCAACGACGACAACAUCUACUCCGGCCCCAGUGACGUCGACUAUUCCGAAGACGAGACGGGCCACCUCCCCUCCUCCACUCGCCCACAAGCCCAACAACCCUCGCGCACGAAACGCUACUCUCGCAUCAUCGGCGGCUCCUCAACGCCCGUGCCCCGAGACGCCUCUGCCUCCGCGGGCGGCAGCAAUGCUAUGCAUGCGGUUGGCGAGACCAGCACGCAUGUCCACUCGGACCUCGGUGCUGCGAUGACGGCGCUGCGGUUCGAAAUCAUCCUCGUCAAAGUUCCCUUGCUCCAACUCCACGGCAUCCAGUUCAAGAAAGUCGAUGGUGGGACGUGGCAGUACAAGGCCAUGGCGCAGAGGAUCCUGGGAGGGUUGAGGCUAUGAGGAUGAGGGUUCAUUCUCCUGCACAGUAUUGAGAAGAAGGGAUGGAGAAGAUCUGGAAGCGAUGAAGUCUCGGGGGAGCGAGGAAUCCCCUGCUCGGUUUCCUUGUUGUGCUGCACCAUUAGAACGGGUUGAUCUCGUUCCCUCCCUCCCUCUCUCUCUUUUGGAAGAAGCUUUUUUGAUCUCGAUUUCAUUGUAGUAUUACGUGUAUGAGUGCGAUGGGAGCGAUGUGCGGAGAGAGACCGAAAGAGAGAAUUUAGAAAGCAGAAAGCAGGAAGUAGAAAGCGUCCCUUCGUCUUUAUGCGUAGCGAGUGAUCUCGCCGGACCAAGACGCCCGACUAUCCAAUCAGGAUUAUUUCUU
Molecule: messenger RNA, 4212 nt
Organism: Dissoconium aciculare CBS 342.82
Lineage: Eukaryota; Fungi; Ascomycota; Dothideomycetes; Mycosphaerellales; Dissoconiaceae
Product: Pkinase-domain-containing protein
Exons: 2
Coding region: 219-3854 (1211 amino acids)
Biological process (GO): intracellular signal transduction; microtubule cytoskeleton organization; protein phosphorylation
Cellular component (GO): cytoplasm
Molecular function (GO): protein serine/threonine kinase activity; ATP binding; tau-protein kinase activity
Source: RefSeq, a predicted model, not a curated record